GAUUACUCUCAUAAACUUAAGAAGUCGUAGAUUACAUAAAUAUAUCGAAUCAUGAUAGUAUCAGUCAAAAAUUUAAUGUUUUCAACGAAAAAAGUCAAACCUUGAUAAAUCUAGUAGGAAUGGAGUAAAUAUAGUCUUUACAACUUUAGUGUGUGAAUUAAUUCAUGUACUUCCAUCAAAGAGUUCACACCUGUACAUUAUUUCCACUACCUUGUAAUAGUCACACUGGUUGUCCCUGCCAUAUAAUAGGUUCAAGCGAAAGAGUCCAUAAAAGCGAGUGAGUGGCAUGUAAAGAUUUCAAUCAAUCCCAAGUGGGCAGUAGAAAAUGGAGGACCACACACACAAAAACAUUAUUAGAGUUGCACAACCAAUGACCCAUGAUAUUCUUCCUGAUAAUGAUAAGUCUAUUUGUACUUAUCUAUUGAAGCUGAUGUACACAUAUGUUUUAGAAUCGACAGAAAUAUAAUUAUGUUAAACUAUAAGUAAUAUUGGAAUUGACUGAAUUGGCUGAUUCUGCUAAAAUUUAUGAAGUUCUGACUGAAUGAGUUGUAUUGGCUGAUUCUGCUGAUUUUGCUGAAAUAUAUGAAAUUUUGUCUGAAGUGGUCCGAUAAGCUGAUUUUGUUAAUUUAUGAAAAAAUUAUACUACGUAUUUAAAAUAUAUUUUAUUAAUAAAAUGAACAAGAUAUUAUAUGAAAAAUAAGUAAAAUGGUUGAAUACACUAACUUCAUUAUGCGGUUAAUUUAGUCAAAAAAUAAUUUUAAUCUUACUUAUUUUUUGAUUACGUAGUACAGAGUAUUAUAUAAUUCAACGCGGGAAAUUACAAGUUUGUGAAAAAGUUGACGCCCCGAACUACCAAAUGGUUGACUCUAUUGCAAGUUUUCAAUCUUAUGUACAACCCUCUUCAUUUUUCUUAUCGGUGUGAGGAACAUGUACAGUAAUCUUUUUGUUUCAAAUCAAAUGUCAAAUACUCAAAUAUAUGAGUCGUUGACUUAUUAUUGGACAUAUGGAUACCGGCAUGACCACUACCAGCACAUACGUGAGUGAGGGUCUGAGGGGCAAUUUGCACGCUUCUUAGCUAGCCGUCAUUAUUUUAAGCACUAUUGCGCACAAUGUAAUUUUAGUGUCUUAAAUUGUACUGCAUGUUCAAAUAUCAAAUUAAAAUGCCUACACAAAAGUGUGCUAAUGAAACUUCUGUCUGUUUACCAAAAAUACCGAGACAUUAGUAAAAAUAUGUAAUUAUAUGGUGUGGUCUAAAUAAUGAAAUUUCUGAAGGGAGAUUUGGUUUUUUGAUCUAGUUCUGGUCGAUCAACUCAUGCGUUGCACAUUAAAAAUUACUUUACAUGUAGUCUGAUGAGGAAUAAUGUUUUUGAUAUAAAAUUAAAUUGAUAAUAUAAAAAUGUCUAAGUAAGAUAACUAAUGAAUGAUAGAUUGAAAUUAAAUUUCAAAUUUAGACUAUGUAUAAAACUUUAUGAAAUUAAAGAUAAUAAAAAGUCAAAUAAAUCAAAGAUAAAACCAUAGAAACAUAAUUUAUAACUAGUACAUUUGAAAGAUAUAAUUAUGGAAAUUUCGCCACAUAACUAUUCCAUCCCAUUUACAAAUAUUCCUAAAAGCUACGUAGUACUUCAUUCCUUAAUUCUUGAUUAUACUCUGCAGAUUAAUCUUAAGCUUUCUCAUAUAUUUCAAUUUCAACUCCUCCUAAAAAGUCUCACUCCUAAAAGCAGGGGCGGAUCCAGGAUUUCACGUUGGGGUGGGCUGAAAAACUUAAUUGAUAAUACAUUGAAUUUUUUUCAAAAUAAGCAAAAACUCAAAUAUAAAUUUGUUAACAAUAGAGUCUACAUCUAUACUGAGGGUAAUUUCUUUUCGAUAUAAACUCGUCAACAAUAGAGUUUACAUCUAUACUGAGAGUAAGAAAGUAAUCAUCCAUUUUGUUGCAGAGUGUUGUCUUUUGAUGUUUCACGGCAGAAAAUGAUAUUCUACGGUUGCAGUAGAAACAAUAAGAUCGAUACAAAGCGAAUCAAUCUACUCAUUAUAACAUAUGAAUCGGAUCUUUUGCUCUUAGCUCUAGUCAACUCAUCACAUAAUUUAAAAAGUGUAGAUACUUGAAACUUUGUAUCAUGAAUCACAUAAUGAACGUAGUGUUGUAGCUCUAAUUUCAAAGCAUGAAUGUUCUGACUACUAAAAUCUUCAGGAUAGAACUUCCUUGCAAGAGUACAAAUUGCAUCAACAUUGAACAACUCAUAUGAUUUUUUUGGAUCCAAUGAAGCACUCAAAGAAAGGAGUUCCACUGAUUUAUCAUUAAAUGGGUCUGUAACUCUAUAAAAAAAGUCUUAUUGAAAUCGUCAAAGUGAUAAUGAUGAUCAACUGUAGUUUAUUUUCGGCAACAACCAACCAUAUAUUUAGAAAUUAGAAUUCAAGUCCGGUGCAUGAAUUAAUUUUUUUGAGCAAAACUCAUUUACUUCUUCAAGAAAACCUUCCCAUCCAUUUUCGGUCAAUUCCUAAAGAAUGAGUUGUGAAGUAGAAAGAUGUCUCAUGGCUACCAAGAUAUCCAAUAAUUUUUUGAAGGCCUUGAGAGAGAACAGUCGUUAUUUCCAUAACUUUGUGCAUCAAAAGUAAAUUAAACUCAAAUUCAAAACAUGGAAAGUGUCUAUACACACUACGAACUUCUGCCCAUGACCUCACUUUUGUGCAAUUAAUGUUUUUGAAGAUCCUCAAACACUUUACAAGUUGAUGUGAACAUGCUAAUCAAGCCGUUAUAUUAUAUACUAAGUUGGAAGUGAUGUGUAUAACAUUUUGAUUAGAUUUUUAAAUGAUAAGAAUUUGAUUUAUGGGUUGGGCUGAAAAAUUUGAGUGGGCUAUAAAAAUAUCUGGGGUGGGCUGGAUGGAAUUUUAUCAAAAUAAUACCUUAAUAAUAAUAAUUUUUUUUACUUUGCCCUGGGCUUCAGCCCACCAUAGCCCUAACAUAGAUCCUCCCCUGCCUAAAAGUUUGAUUACUGCAAAGAGCUCUUUCGUAGUUCACGCUUUGUUAAAAUAAAAUUGCUAAAAACUAAAACUCCAUGUUAGAUUAGAAUUCCGCGAUCUUAAAGUUUGGAAUUCUUUGAAGGCCACGGUUAAUGGAAGGCAUGAAAAAAUGUGAUCCGGUAACUUAAUGACUAUAAUUAUAUUCAGAUAUAACUAGUAUAGUACCCGUGCGAUGCACGGGAUAUUAUUCUAAUAUUAAUAUAUAAAACAUAGUUUGAUUCAAUAAAAAAACAAAUACUUUUUUAUUCGUACAUACAGAGAAUGAAUUUUGAAUGUUUAUUGGGUGUUUUGAUUGAUUUUGUUUCUACUUCUUUUUAAAAAGAGAAGCAAAAUAAGUUUUCAAUAGUUAUUUUCCACUAUCUUUUAAAAAACUACUUGUAUGAAUAAAUUGGAGCACCCGAAAGCACUUUUACACUUUUAUCCAAAUAUUCUAAAAUCUGUACAAAAGUACGUUUGCACUUUUAUCCAAAUAUUUUAAAAUAUGUUUCUACUCUUGGAAAGAGCAAAAGUUCUUUUAAAAAGUAUAUCCAAACACCCUCUAUAAUUGCCAUUAGAGAUAUCUUCUAAAGGAGUGCCAUAAUAUUAGAAUUUCCCACAAAUAAAUAAAUUGGCUAAAUAAUAACAAAUGUACAAUGUGUGAUUCAAUGAAUAAAACCUCAAACGACAACAACAAAGUAAUAGUCAGCCCAAUAAUACCCUCACAAAUUGGUUUUGGUUAGACCUGCUCAAAAUGUAAAGGAUCGGAGUAUGUAAGGUUAGACUAUAGUAGGGAGUAGUAACCAGCUUCUUUAUACCAUCCACACAUCACACAUCAUAAAUUGAGUCGGCAUUUAUGUUGACUUCUAUCAUAACUGAUUGCCACUGGUAAUCGAACACAUACAUCAAUCAAUAUGAGAAAAAAUGCAAAUUAACAUAGAAUAGUUCUAAAAAAACAACCAAACCAUAGAAUAGUUCUCCUAUAUAUCCUUCAUUGACUUGUGUUUGUUCUGCUCCAUAUAUUCAUUCUCAGUGCUUUGAAAGUUGCUUUACAAACUAUGGCUAUAGCAUUUUGAGAAAGUUCAAUAGCAAAUUAGGUGUAAACUAAAAUAAAGAAAAAUUGAAUAGACUGUGAGACAAAAUAUGGCCUCUUAAAUGUCAAAGUUCAAACAAUAUUCGGGACAGUUUCAGAAAUUAAAAUAAUAUGAGAUGUAACCAAUCACAAUACUCCAUCAAGUUUAAUUCAUAUCAUUUCUCACUUUCAUCUCAUGAGUUUUCAAAUAGUUCACAUACGUUGUGCAUGUUUCUUCGUCCCAUUCAAUACACAACAAUAUCAAUAACGGUGGUGUAGAACCUGUGUCCCGAUUCUAUAUUUGAAUCACUAUUAUGCACAUUGGGUGAAGUAAUGGAGUUGCAUAGAAAUGAUAAGAAUGAAGGUUUUUGUAUGGUUAUAUUGUUUUUUUUUUAAAAUUUUAUCAAUCAAAUCAAUAAAUAUAUCCAAUCUGAAAUGUUGCAUUGAAGCAUCUAAUCAUAGAAUACAGAUCUUUUCAAAAAAAAAAUCAUAGAAUACAGACUGUAAUUGCGUUGAAGCAAACAGUUCAAAUUACAGUCUUUAACAACAAAACUGAAAAGUAAAAUAACCAAUAAUAGCUUCUAACACAAUUCGAACAACACCACACUCUACUUCAAAAAUCAAAAACAAAAAUAUAAGACACAAUUGCCUCUUUCAAAGAACAAACCUAACUGAAAUCUGAAAAUUUCACCUUAAUCAUAAUUAUAUAUAAAAACACUAUUUAUUAUUAGUAUAUACGUAGUAAUUUGUAUUUUAAUAAAACAUACUUUUUCUUUUAUCGUUGAUUAAAAUCCUUACAUAUUUCGAUGUAUAGACGCAAGAUUUAGCAAGAAUACAACUUAAUCACUCACCGUAUGGAAGAGUACACAUUAAUUUAAGUGCUCUCCUGCAGAUAUUACAAUGAAAAUUAACACCUGCUACGUGUUAGUGGAGUGAAGCUCUAUGAAGACUUUUUUUUUGCAUAGCUCCGUAAUGCCUCCGUUGUAGCAAAUAAACUGGAAUUGAGCUUUGUGCAGACCUUAUUGGAAGGCAUUUUAUUUUAUAGAAAAAGACGGCAGCCUAACACAGUAACACUUUAAAGAAGGGAUGCCACACACUUAUUGAAAAUGGAAAUGAUUUAAGAAUUCCUCAUAAACUCAAGAUUUUGCUUUUGAAGAUUGCCAAUUUGCUAUCGCAUCUG
Molecule: messenger RNA, 5246 nt
Organism: Cuscuta epithymum
Lineage: Eukaryota; Viridiplantae; Streptophyta; Magnoliopsida; Solanales; Convolvulaceae
Source: the annotation of a GenBank genome assembly